Messenger RNA from Aspergillus campestris IBT 28561, 2131 nucleotides. Its product is annotated as acyclic terpene utilization AtuA family protein. Bases 163 to 2037 code for a protein of 624 amino acids. The record is from RefSeq and is a predicted model, not a curated record. The transcript has 3 exons. Lineage: Eukaryota; Fungi; Ascomycota; Eurotiomycetes; Eurotiales; Aspergillaceae.
AUUUACCUCGCCCUGGGCUGUCGGUCUUCAGAUGGAACAGACGAUCCUUACAAAAAUAGAACCAAUGGAUCCCCUGCGUCAUGUCUUCCCAAGUUCCUCAUCGCUCUCUUGUCAAACUGUCAACAGACGCACUCAAAGCACCGGACUGUCAAUAACUACAACAUGAGUUCGCGACCUGUCCGUAUUGCGGGCGCUUCAGGAUCUACCUCUGACCGACGCCAUGCCAUCGCCGAGUUCGCCCAGAACUAUCCCCAGGAUCCCGUGGAUGUCAUCAUCGCAGACUUCAUGAGUGAGGCCAACAUGGUCACUGGGGCUGCCCGUCGCGUGGACCAGGAGAAGGCGCAAGGAAAUCAGGAGCCGGCCCCGCCAGGCUACGAGCUAUCGUUUCUUCUGGCCUUGCAGCCGGCCCUCGAGAACAUAGCCAAGCAUGGCAUCAAGCUAGCCGUCAAUGCAGGCAACGCCGAUACCGAGGGCCUCUAUAAGGUGGUGACACAAAUGGUGCAGGCAAAGGGACUGGGGCUAAAGGUGGCCUGGGUUUCUGGGGACGAGGUGCUUCAAACCGUCCAAACCGCCCUUCGCUCGGGCAAAUCGCAGUUCAAGAACGUAUACACGGGAGAAUUACUGUCGGAUUGGUCAUUUGAGCCCAUCUAUGCACAGUGCUAUCUGGGCGGAUUAGGAGUUGCAGCGGCUUUGGCCGAGGGGGCAGAUAUCGUCCUUUGCGGUCGAGUCUCGGACGCGUCGCCCAUUAUCGGAGCCGCAUACUGGUACCACGGAUGGAGUCGGAAUGAUCUGGAGCAGCUCGCCAACGCAUUUGUGGCCGGGCACCUUAUCGAGUGCAGCAAUUACGUAUCCGGCGGCAAUUUUACCGGUUUCAAACAGCUCGAGCAUGUCGGUCCGGAUGGCUGGUCUAACAUUGGAUACCCCAUUGCGGAGAUCUCGCAAAACGGCCAGGUAGUCAUUACGAUGCAAUCGUAUGCCACUGGUGGUGCUGUGACCGUGGACACAUGCUCAUCACAACUGUUGUACGAAAUUCAAGGGCCGUGGUACUACAAUUCGGACGUUACGGCCGUGCUGGACGACGUCCACUUCGAACAGGUCGGUGUCAACCGCGUCGCUUUGCACGGCGUUCGCUCCGCGCCGCCUCCACCGACAACAAAAGUUGGCAUCACUGCUCGCGGUGGGUAUCAAGCAGAGUGUGUCUGGUUUCUGGUCGGUCUCGACAUCGAUGCGAAAGCGCGCAUGUUGGAGGCCCAGAUCCGCCGCCUCCUGGCUCCAUACUCUUCCAAGUUCACUGCCCUCAACUUCUCCACCUUGGGAGGGAUGGUAGAAGACCCCCGAGAUCAGAACAGCGCCACCGUCACCUUCCGGGUUGUUGCGCAAGCACGCCAGGCGGAGGACCUCGCCCCGGCCAAUUUCCUGCGGCACCUCACCGACAACAUCAUGCAAGGCUAUCCGGGUGCCACGUUCCACUUGGACGUACGUCAGGGUUUGCCCAAACCCGUCUACGAAUACUACGUCAGCCUAUUGCCCCAGGAAGACAUCAAACACCGCGUCCAUCUCCCCUGGAAGUCGCAAACUUUGGACAUUGCCGCCCCACCGCAAACACAAGAAUAUCCGCUGCGUCAGCCAUCUCAGGACCUCACCGCCACCCCGGCCAACCCCGCCGUCGAUUUUGGCCCCACUGUUCGCGGCCCCCUAGGCUGGAUUGUACAUGCCCGCUCUGGUGAUAAGGGUCCGGAUGCCAACUGCGGUUUCUGGGUCCGCCAUAACGAUGAAUACCUCUGGCUACGGUCUUUGCUGUCGGCCUCGAGAGCCAGGGAACUCCUUGGCGAGCAGUACAACACCAAUCCAGACUUGGCGAUUGACCGAUUCGAGCUGCCCCAACUGCGGGGUGUGCACUUUUUGUUCCGAAACCUGCUGGACCGGGGCGUUGGCGUGACCACCACGGUAGAUUUCCUGGGCAAGAACGUCGCGGAGUAUCUCCGAGCGAAGUGGGUGGAUUUACCAUUGCGGUUCUUGAACCGUGGCAAGUUGUAAGGGGAUGUCAAACCACAACUCCAUGUAUAUAGCAUCCAUUAUCGUAGGAGAGAAAUAUAGUUCGUGAAAGCGGGAGGAAAGGCGGUGGAGAGAU